AUGUCCUCUCCUACGCAAGAGCCUGUCGCCAUCGUUGGGUUCGCAUGCCGGCUGCCUGGACAAAGCACAAACCCGCGCAAGCUAUGGGAUCUCCUGGAACGAGGCGGAAUCGCAUCAAACAAGGUUCCUAAGUCUCGAUUCAAUAUUGAUGGCCACUGGGAUGGAUCAAUCAAGCCUCGCACUAUGCGACCACUAGGUGGUAUGUUCCUGGAAGAUACCGACCCGGCUGACUUCGAUGCAUCGUUCUUCGAAAUUUCGAAAUCCGACGCAAUUUCCAUGGAUCCAAAUCAACGUCAAAUGCUGGAAGUCGUGUUCGAAGGGCUUGAAAACUCUGGUAUCACCCUGGAAAGCCUUGAUGGCGCUCCGGUUGGAUGUUUUGUCGGAUCAUUUGCUUCAGAUUAUGGUGAUAUGCAGGGGAGGGACCCGGAAGAUCGCCCAGCUAGUAUCACGGUUGGUGUUGGGCGUGCUAUUUUGGCUAACCGACUGAGCCAUUUUCUUAACGUGAAAGGGCCCAGUAUGACCAUUGAUACUGCUUGCUCAGGUAGUCUUGUCGGCUUGGAUGUAGCAUGUCGCUAUUUGCAAACAAGAGAAAUGGAUGCAGGUAUCAUUGCAACCAGCAACCUUUACCUCAAUCCCGAGCACGUCAUGGAUAUUGGUGCAGUCGGCAAUGCCCACUCUCCGAGCGGGCUCUGUCAUACCUUUGAUGAGUCUGCCGACGGCUAUGUCAAGGCUGAAGCAGUCAGUGCGAUCAUAGUGAAGAGACUGUCAGAUGCAAUUCGCGAUGGAGAUCCGAUCAGAGGUGUGAUCCGAGGCUCUUCUACGAACAGCGAUGGCCGUACUCCAGGUAUCGCCAGCCCCAGCGCGGAGGCUCAAGCAGUCGCCAUCCGAGCGGCGUACGCUCGAGCUGGUAUUACUGACUCCAAUGAGACCUCGUAUUUGGAGUGUCAUGGAACGGGUACCCAGGCCGGGGAUCCCAAGGAAGUAGGCGCCGUGGCCUCGGUGUUCUCAAGCACCAGAUCUCCUGACAAGCCACUCAUAAUUGGCUCGAUCAAAAGCAAUGUCGGGCAUGCAGAGCCGGCAGCCGGAAUAUCAGGAGUUAUGAAGGCGUUGAUGGCUAUCGAGAAAGGCAUCAUCCCCGGGAAUCCCACGUUUGAGAACCCAAGCCCCAAAAUCGAUUUUGCUGGCUUCAAAGUUAAAGCUACUCGGACGGCGAUUCCAUGGCCAGCCUGUUCCAUUCGUCGCGCGAGUGUCAACUCCUUCGGUUAUGGAGGCUCGAACGUACAUGUCGUCCUUGAAGAGGUCAAGCUCCCGGAUGGCCCGCGUCACGUUUCAUCGUAUAUUUCCGAAGAUGAUGAGUUUGACUUGGACGAUGAGGGUGCCGAGCGACCGUACACAAUUGUCCUCUCUGCCAACGAUGAAGUCUCCUUGCGUGCUAAUAUCAAGGCUCUUUCGGAUCAUUUGAUCAAUCCUCGCGUCAAAGUCAGUCUUCCCGAUCUGGCGUAUACGCUGUCUGAACGGCGAACGCGUCUGUUCCAUCGAGCAUUCGUGAAGACCCGAAAUACGGAAUUGGAUGAAAGCUCUUUCGUUUUGGGGAAAAAGAGCUCCGAGCCACCACGUUUUGGCUUCAUUUUCACAGGCCAGGGUGCGCAGUGGUCCCAGAUGGGCAAAAAUCUUCUCGAAUUCUUCCCAUGGACGCGUUCGAUUCUCGAAGAGCUUGACGAUGUUCUGCGGAGAUUGCCAGAUCCGCCAACAUGGUCUUUCAUCUCCGAAUUGACUGAGCCUCGUAGUGCGGCACAUCUUCGUGAGCCAGAAUUCUCCCAGCCUCUGGUGACGGCUUUACAACUGUGCAUUGUCGCCAUUCUCGAGACAUGGGGUGUUAAGCCGCAAAGUGUUGUCGGCCAUUCCUCUGGUGAAAUUGCGGCAGCAUACGCGGCAGGAUUUUUGAGCCGAUCAGAUGCAAUCAUUGCUGCAUUCUAUCGUGGAAGAGCAGCCGUGAACCGCAAAGCUGAGGCUGAAGGAAAUAUUGGAAUGCUUGCUGUUGGACUAGGCGUGGAGGCUUUGACUCCGUACUUGACUAAGUAUGAAUUGGAUGCCUGGAUUGCCUGUUUCAACAGUCCCAGCAGCUUGACAGUUUCCGGUAGACUUGCGGCUCUCGAGUCAUUGAAAGAUGACAUUCAAGCCGAUGGGCACUUUGCUAGAUUGUUGCAAGUGGACCUGGCUUAUCAUUCGGAGCUGAUGAACACCAUUGGCGAGGAGUACGAGAUUUUGUUGCAGCACAACUUUGUGUCUUCAAAUGGCUCUACGGAUAUCUCGAUGUUCUCCUCCGUGACAGGAACCCAGAAGACCGGUACCACUGAUGCUUUGUAUUGGAAGACGAACAUGACUUCACCUGUCCGGUUCGCGGAAGCUACACAGGCUAUGCUUUCUCUGCCAAAUGGCCAGACCCCGAACUAUCUGAUUGAGAUCGGUCCAUCGGGAGCUUUGGCCGGACCUGUAACUCAAAUCAGAAAGGCUGUGGCAGGUGGUACAGACAUCGCAUAUUCCGCUUCCUGGGCCAGGGGUAAAGCCGCUGGAUCCACUUUGUUCGAUCUCGCGGGACGGCUUUUCAUCGCCGGCCAUUCAUUGAUCAGACUUGACGAGGUCAAUCAAGUAUUUGCCGAUAGUAGGAAGCCCUCCACUAUUAUUGAUCUUCCGAACUACACAUGGAAUCACUCAAUCAAAUAUUGGCACGAAAACUCUCCCAGUAAAGAUUGGCGGUUCAAAAAAUAUGUCAAUCACGACUUGCUGGGAAGUAAGAUUCUUGGUAACCCAUGGAAAGCACCCAGUUGGCGAAAGCUGUUGAACCUAGCCGAUAUCCCAUGGUUGAAGGAUCAUAAAAUGGGCUCAAACGUAUUGCUCCCCGGGUCGGGGUUUAUCUGCAUGGCAGUGGAAGCGAUGUGGCAGAAGAAGAAUGCAACCGACCCCGACGAGACUGUUACUUCUCCCAACCAGCUAGCUUACCGAUUGCGCAAUAUCAGAUUUGACAAAGCGCUCGUACUCGAAGAUGAAAAAGAUGCCGAGGUCUUGCUGUGGCUGACCGAACAACCUGGCAGCAAAGAUUGGCAUGAGUUCAGGAUUUCAUCGGUCAAUGGGAGAAAUUUGAUCGAGCACUCAUCCGGGCUUAUCCGCUUGCAAGUCCCCGUUGACAGUCAAAUUGCACAGCCGGACUCUCAACCUUUGACUCACCCUACUUCUGGACAACUAUGGUACAAGGCUCAGAGUCAGAUUGGCUAUGGCUUUGGACCUGCUUUCCAGAAGCUCAUUCAGGUCGAGUCUGUCAGUGGCCAGCGGAAUGGACCUAGUCUAGUUUCUUUGAAAGAGCCACCAUCUAAGUGGUCCCCUCAGUCAUAUUAUCCAAUUCAUCCGGCGUCACUUGAUGGCUGCUUCCAGACCGUCACACCUUCUCUGUGGGCUGGAGAACGAGGCUCUCUCACCUCUGUUUUGGUACCUUCGAUUCUUGAUGACAUCGUCAUUAACAGGGUUCCUCACAGUUUGAAGAACGGCCUUUCCCUCGCAGAGUCGCACUACUCGGGCCGUGGCCGACUUGAGGAAGCCAAGAGCUACUUUGCCAACUGCACUGUAUACGACUCGGAGACCGGCAGCCUCCUAAUGAAGAUGACCGGACUUCGCUUUGUGAAGCUGGAUGUAGGCAGUCAGGUCGACCCUCACAUCUUCGACAAAAUCACAUGGAAGCCCGAUGUAACAUUCCUCACCGCUAGCCAGCUUAGUGAGAAGACUGUCAACUCGACGAUUGACCUUAUCGCGCACAAGAAGCCAGCCCUUAAGGUUUUGGAGAUCAACUUCAUCAAAGAUGAUACGUCCUCCUUAUGGUUCGAGGCUGAGGAUCGAGUGUCCCGCGCCGCAUACCUGGACUAUACUUUCCUUGGAUCGGAUGCAAAGGGCCUUAUCGAUGUACAAACCCAGCAUGAAAGCAGGCACAAUACAUCAUUCCUGCUAGCUAAUACUACUGCUGAGCGACUAGGUGCACCGGAAAUUGAGUUCGAUCUCGUCAUCUUGAAGAUUGGACAGGUUUCGCGAUCUGAGUUAGGUGAUCUCCUGCAGACCCUCAAGCCCCUUGUAUCUCAGCAGGCUGGUCAUCUGCUUCUUUUACACACCCCGGUCCCCAAUUCAAGCGACACGAGCUAUUUUGCUCUGGGAACGUCAACACCAGACUCAGAAGCAGCAGCAGUGACCUCCGGUUUUGAACUCAGCAAGGCACCUUCGGAGGCAAUUACUCCUGCUAGUUCAAUCAGCCCCUCAGCCACCUCAGUUAACCUUGUGGCAUUGAAAGAGGAGACGGUUGCUAAGGUUGAAGGCACCCCCCUUCAGCCUAAUACUGCUGACAUGGUUGAAGAGACCCUUCGAUCUUACUUCUCGGACCCAGUUUCCAAAAUUGGCUCUCAAUUCGGGACUGAGUCUUACCUGGCCAUUCUCAAACCAAUCACUCAAGCUUCCAAGAGCCCCCUAGAUCUAGAUGUGGUGCGCUUGUCAAAGGACACACCGGCACUUGAAUCAUCCUUGCGCGAGAAGCUGCAGAAAUCUGGAUGGGUCAUUAAUGAGCAGACACUCCUCAUAUCGUCGGCAACACCGAACAGUGUCAUUCUAGUCCUUGAUGAGCUUUCGUCUCCGUUGCUCACACAGGCCAACGAAGAGCAAUGGAAGGCGCUUAAAGAGCUCAUUGGCUCGGGCAAACAGUUGCUUUGGGUUACUCAAGGUGCACAGUAUCAAGUGACCAACCCCGACGUAGCCUUUGCCCACGGCUUGUUCCGAGUGAUUCGCAUGGAAGACCGCAAUGCGAAGUUGACCACUCUAGAUACCGAGAAAUCGUCUGUCGCAGCAACCGAAUGGGCAAUUGAUACUGUUCUCCGGUCUCUCAGGUCGGAAAGACAGAAAGAAUUCAUCGAGACAGAAUACGCCGAGAGAGGUGGCAUACUUUACGUACACCGUGUUGUCCCGGACGAAGCUAUCAACCAAUUCAAGCUAGACGUCAAAGAAGGCGCUGAACCAAUUGUUCAGGAUCUGCACAAACCUGGACCCGCAGUUUCCCUGCGAGCAGAGCGUAUUGGAACUUUCGAAAGCCUAACAUGGGCAGAGAACAGUACUGCUGAGCUACCUGUGCAGGAAGGCCGUGUUGAGGUUGAGGUUUUGGCUGCCGGUGUUAAUUUCAAGGAUGUUGCUGUCACCAUGGGCAUUGUGCCAGAGAACGAGUACACUCUGGGCUAUGAGGCUUCUGGUAUCGUGAAAAGAGUGGGACCUGGCGUCACGAAUUUCGCGGUUGGUGACCGCGUCUGCUUCUUGAACAACGGAAGUUACGCCAAUCGUCUUCAGGUCCCUGUUGGGCGUGCGCAUGUCUUCCCCGACGCGAUGUCGUUCGAGGAAGCGGCAACGAUUCCGUCUGUUUACCUGGCUUCGAUCUAUUCUCUAUAUCACAUCGCCAAUCUCAAGAAAGGACAAUCUGUCCUUAUUCACUCGGCCUCGGGUGGUGUUGGCCUCUCGGCAAUCCAGCUAGCUCAACAUAAAGAUGCAGAGAUCUUUGUGACCGUCGGAACUGAAGAGAAGCGACGAUUCCUCGCCGAUAAUUUCGGCAUUUCUCGUGACCACAUGUUCUCUUCUAGAGACACAGAUUUUGCUGCUGCAAUCUCGAAAGCAACCCAGGGUCGUGGUGUUGACGUGAUCCUUAAUUCCCUAACUGGAGAUAUGCUUCACGAGUCCUGGAGAAUCUGCGCGGACGGAGGCACAUUCGUCGAGAUUGGAAAGAAAGAUAUCGUCGACCGUAAUGCGUUGUCGAUGGAGCCAUUUGACCGGAACUGUUCCUUCAGGGCCAUGGAUUUCUCCUACACCAAGGACAUCUCGGAUCCUUUAAUUGCCAAUCUUCUGGAUGAGAUCUUCGAUUUGGUUAAUGCUGGCCAUGUAAAGCCUAUCAGCCCGAUCACAACAUUUAGCUUCGGCGACAUCCGUUCGGCCUUGGCUUUCAUCCGCAGCGGUCGUCAUAUCGGAAAGGUGCUUGCGCUUCGUGGCGAUGCCUCCUAUUUGAUUGUGGGUGGUCUGAAGGGACUUUGCGGCAACUUGGCUAUUCAUAUGGCUCAACAUGGAGCUAAGCGUAUCAUCGUUGUUUCGCGCAGCGGCAUCGAAGAUGAAGCUUCGCAAAAGACGGCCAAGAACUGUUUGUCAUACGGCUGCAAGAUUAUAGAAGCGAAGGGUGACGUCGCCGACGUUGAUUUCUUGAAAAAGGUGUUCCGCGAGUCGUCCCCAACCAUUGCUGGAGUUAUACAGGGAGCUAUGAUCCUUCGGGACAAGCCGUACGAGUCCAUGACGCUGGAAGAGUACCACACCGCCAUCUACGGCAAGAUCCAGGGCACUUGGGCUCUACACAAUGUCUCUCUCGAACGCAAGCAGCCACUUGACUACUUCACCCUGCUUUCCAGUAUUUCUGGAAUUGUCGGCAAAAAGGGACAAUCCAAUUACUCGGCUGCAAACACUUUCCUCGAUGCGUUUGCCACCUAUCGCCAGUCCCUUGGACUACCAGCUAACGCAGUCGACCUUGGACUGAUUGAGGACGUCGGAUAUGUUGCUGAACAGGGUGGCAUGGACAGUCACUUUGACAAGCGACAAUGGACACCAAUUUACGAGCGCACACUACGCCAUAUACUUGAUCUUUCCAUCCUACAGCAAACCUCGUCCCCGAUCAACGUGGUUAGUAGUGCUCAGUUGAUCACUGGUAUCGGGUUCCCACUGCCCAACGACUCGGAUCUCAUUCGAGAGGCAAGAUUCGGUUACCACUUCGGACAGAGCGCAGCUGGUGGUUCGGGAGGCAAGGAUGGUGCAAACAAGGGCGACCAGACCCUCCGUGCCUUCUUAAUGAUGCACAAAUCUGGGGCGGAUGAAUCGGCUCUUCUAAAAUUGGCCAUUGAGCUGAUGGCUGCUCAAUUCACCACGAUUCUUCGCCUUGAGACUGAGAUGGAACCUGCAAAGCCUCUUAUGGCUUAUGGUUUGGACUCCUUGGCUGCAGUUGAGUUAAGGAACUGGGUGCGCUCUGAACUGGAGGCUGAUCUCACCACCCUCGACAUCACCAAUGCUAGCUCCUUGAUUGCCCUGUGUGAAAAGCUGAUUUCGAAAUUGCCACAACCUGAAGCUGCGACGGCUUAA
Molecule: messenger RNA, 7185 nt
Organism: Penicillium vulpinum
Lineage: Eukaryota; Fungi; Ascomycota; Eurotiomycetes; Eurotiales; Aspergillaceae
Product: type I polyketide synthase
Exons: 12
Coding region: 1-7185 (2394 amino acids)
Biological process (GO): fatty acid biosynthetic process; secondary metabolite biosynthetic process
Molecular function (GO): oxidoreductase activity; phosphopantetheine binding; fatty acid synthase activity
Source: RefSeq, a predicted model, not a curated record